This is a messenger RNA of Penicillium angulare, 351 nucleotides long. RefSeq lists its product as uncharacterized. The coding region runs from base 1 to 351 and encodes 116 amino acids. Lineage: Eukaryota; Fungi; Ascomycota; Eurotiomycetes; Eurotiales; Aspergillaceae. The record is from RefSeq and is a predicted model, not a curated record. The transcript has 2 exons.
AUGGUACACGGUUUUUGGGAAGCAACUCGACAGGAAAUUUCUCAUAACCUUCCACCAAGUGACAUUGAGGGUCGCCGGGGUAUUCAAUGGGGUCUUGGUCCUAUCAGAGUCGAUGGAUACUUUGAUACAAACACCUUUGAAAUUGGUCCCUCGGUAUCUGUUGUUGGUAUCGAUAUUGGAACUAUUUACGGUAAUCUCAAAGAUGGGACUGCCGUUAGGUUUAACUUGGGGGUUGCCAACGGUGAGAUCCGAUUUUAUCUCAAGAAUGGCAAUCAGGUUUGGACUUAUCUGGAUACCAAAGUUACCUUUAAUGGACAAUAUUCCGGUGACUACAAGAUUAUGGAGUUUUAA